CCCGGCGGCGGCGGGCUGCCGAGCCGCCGCUGAGCCCAGCCACUGGCGCGGCGCGGCCGGGGGCGCGCACUCGGGCCGCGGCGGCAGGAGACGGCCGCGCCGGGGCGGGUAGAGGCGGCCGGCGGCGUGCGGGCGUCCUCUGGGCCGGGGCCCGAUUUCAUGCAGUUGCCUGUGACAGCUCCUGUUGAGUAAACCGAGACGGGAACAUCUUGUAUCGGCUGUUGUACCUGUACCUGCCACGAUGAGAAGUUGCAUAAGAUCUUUUUGGAUCCCUGUCUAAUUGAUCCAUGUUUCCGAACUCCUCCUUGUAACCUUCGCAAGCAGCCAAAAUGAAGUUGAAGCAUAACAUCAACCCUGUUCUUCUACAGUUUAUAAACUUUAUAAUCUUGGUGUACUCCUUUGUAACAUACGUUCCGUGGUACAUAUUUUCAGGGUCAAGGCAGGCUAUAGCAAAAGCCAAGCAGGUUAAAGCUAAACCUGUGAAUAACAAGCCUGGGGCUGCAUACAGAUCUGUUAACAGUCUACAUUGCUUAGCUUCAGUUUUAUAUCCUGGGUGUGAUACACUCGACAAAGUUUUUAAAUAUGCUAAAACUAAAUUUAAGGACAAAAAACUCUUGGGAACACGUGAAAUCCUAAAAGAGGAAGAUGAAAUCCAGCCAUCAGGAAAAGUUUUUAAGAAGGUCAUCCUUGGCAAGUACACCUGGCUUUCAUAUGAAGAUGUAUACAUUAAAGCUGUUAAUUUUGGAAAUGGCUUAGCAGUAUUGGGUCAGCAACCAAAGACUAACAUUGCUAUCUUUUGUGAGACUAGAGCUGAGUGGAUGAUUGCAGCACAGGCCUGCUUUAUGUGCAACUACCAGCUUGUUACUCUGUAUGCUACUCUGGGAGGCCCAGCAAUAGUACAUGGACUAAAUGAAACGGAGGUGACCACCAUCAUUACUAGUAAAGAAUUGAUGCAAACAAAAUUGAAGGAAAUUGUUUCUCAAGUUCCACUUCUGCGACAUAUUAUUACAGUUGAUGGAAAACCAACAACGUGGUCAGAGUUUCCCAAGGGUGUCAUUGUUCACACUAUGGCUUCUGUGCAAGCUAUGGGGGCCAAGGCAGAUACUGGAAACAAACAGCAGGCCAGGCCUGUGCCCUCGGAUAUCGCGGUGAUCAUGUACACAAGUGGAUCCACAGGAGUUCCCAAAGGAGUUAUGAUCUCCCAUUGCAACAUAAUUGCUGGGAUAACUGGAAUGGCUGAGAGGAUUCCAAAUCUGGGGGAAAAAGACAUCUAUAUUGGCUAUUUGCCUCUUGCCCAUGUUCUGGAGCUGAGUGCUGAACUUGUGUGUCUGUCUCAUGGAUGCCGCAUUGGUUAUUCUUCGCCUCAGACAUUAGCUGACCAGUCCUCUAAAAUAAAGAAAGGAAGCAAAGGUGAUGUUACUACACUUAAGCCAACCCUAAUGGCAGCUGUCCCGGAAAUUAUGGAUCGGAUCUAUAAAAAUGUCAUGAAUAAAGUGAAUGAAAUGACUAGUUUCCAGCGGAAUCUGUUUAUUUUGGCCUACAACUACAAAAUGGAACAGAUUUCCAAAGGUUACACUACCCCGCUCUGCGAUAGCCUUAUUUUCCGGAAAGUACGAAUGCUGCUAGGUGGAAAAAUUCGCAUCCUGCUUUGUGGAGGAGCUCCACUCUCUGCAGCAACUCAGCGGUUUAUGAACAUUUGUUUCUGUUGCCCUGUAGGACAGGGGUAUGGACUAACUGAAUCAGCUGGAGCUGGAACAAUCACGGAAGUUUGGGACUACACUACAGGGAGAGUGGGAGCACCUUUGGUCUGUUGUGAAAUCAAGUUGUUGAACUGGGAAGAAGGUGGAUAUUACAACACUGAUAAACCAUAUCCUAGAGGUGAAGUUCUUAUUGGAGGGCAAAAUGUGACUGUGGGCUACUACAAAAAUGAAGUACGAACCAAAAAAGAUUUCACUGUCGACGAGAAUGGGCAGAGGUGGCUCCAUACUGGAGACAUUGGAGAAUUUCAUCAAGAUGGAUGUCUAAAAAUUAUUGAUCGUAAAAAAGAUCUUGUAAAACUCCAGGCAGGAGAAUAUGUUUCUCUUGGCAAAGUAGAAGCAGCUCUAAAGAAUCUUCCACUGGUAGAUAAUAUUUGUGUGUAUGCAAGCAGUUUCCAUUCUUAUGUCAUUGGAUUUGUUGUGCCAAAUCAAAAGGAGCUCGCAGAACUAGCUCGAAAGAAAGGAUUUAAAGGAACCUGGGAAGAGAUCUGUAACAGUCCUGAGAUGGAAAAAGAGGUACUGAAAGUGCUAGCUGAGGCUGCCAUGGCAGCUAAUCUGGAGAAGUUUGAAAUACCAGUAAAAAUUCGUUUGAGCCCUGAUCCUUGGACCCCUGAGACUGGUCUAGUGACAGAUGCAUUCAAACUAAAACGCAAAGAGCUUACGGCAUACUAUCAAAUGGACAUUGAUCGAAUGUAUGGAAAAAAUGUAAAAUAAUUCUUUUUUUUUUUUUCUGCACCACUUUGCUACAAUGAGCUUGGAUCAAAUAGGAAAUACUUGAAUUGCCUGUCUCAACACUUGAGAUCAACACACAAAACCACCAUUCCUCAUUUGCAGCUUAAACUGUUAUUUCUGGUAACAUCACCAUGAUGACUGGCAAGUUUAGUAAAAUGUUAUGGCAGCAAACUUGUGUCUGUCUCCUUUUUUCCAGUUUUUCUCUGCUACCUUGUCAGUCUGUGGACUUUCCCGAGUCUUUUUGGGAAACCAUGAUUCUGAAGCCUCAAGUUUUUAAACAUUUAUAAAUCCUGUAUAAUGUUUUAUUUGUAUCUUUAAAUCUGGAUGUAUAUAGAGAGAACUUGGCUAUAUAAGAAAUGGUUAUACUGGGGGCCUUUUUCUACCUAAUUAUUUAAAGAUAAGAAGGUAUUGAUGUUGUGACACUAUGUACACUGAAAAUGCUUGUAAUGAGAUCAUUGUUGAACAGAGGACCAGAUUGUUUGCUGCUGUGCUAUUUUUCUGUGUAAAUGUGAGGGAGAAAGUGUUUGACGUUCCAGCUUGUGUAAUACACCUUCAAUAUGUGCCUAAUGGUUACUUUUAUUUUUAUCUGAAAAUGAAAAGAUGGUCAUGGCACAGCGCUGCAUAAAGGCAGGUACUCUUGCAGGUGUUAGUUAAAGCUUGUUUAAUACAAAAGAUGCUAUUAACACAACAGAAGUUAAACCUAAGAAUAAUCUCUCAAAAUACAGAAACUCUUUUUUUAAAUAGCUUGUGACCAUUUCAUCCAGUAGUUGAAUUGUGUAGAGCUAAUAAGAACUCAGCAUUAAUUUCACUUAACACUUUAAGUUUGACAGUGCCCUUUUAGCAGGGGGACUGUAACAACUUCUGUCUUUUCUCAUUAGGUUUGGACAUUACACUGGGUUUGCUCUUGCGUUGUUUGUGGAAGUCUGGCAAGACCCCUCUUCUGCUCUAGCUGCAACCCAAAUCUUACUGGGGGAUUUUUAAAGUCAUAAUGACAGUUAUGUUCUCAGCUCACACAGUGCCUAGCUGCCCUUUGUGCCAUUAAAAAUCUCCCUUUAAUUCUGUGUCUUUUGUUCAGCAAUUUUUGCUUUAAAAACAGAUAUUUGAAGUAUUUGUCAGCCAGAGUUAUUUAUGUUGCUUGGUUUGUUACACCCAAUUCUUACUUUGGGAAGGAGUCUCAAUUUCUGUUUUACUAUAGAUAUGUGAAUAUUGUUUGAAGGGGGGAUCUUUUCUUCUUCAGUGAGAGUGUUGAGAUUUGUUUCAGAUGUGAAUUUUAUUUUCAAAAUAUUUCUAGAAAGAGUAUUUUAAUCAGGGUUAUAUGAGAAUGUGAAAAGACACACAUCAGUCAACUCUGUGAUGGAGCAAAUAUUAAAAUGGCUUUAAUUUGGAGAUUAUUCUCUCAUGUAUAUCAUUUACUUGUAGUACUAAAAAUUUAAGUCUUGAUGCUCACUUAGUACCCUGCUGUGGUAGCAUAUAGCAAUUCUGGAUAGCAGAAGCUUUGUUUGGGGGAGGGAAUUCCUGCUGUUAGCAUUUGUGACAUGGGAGUUUUAGAAUUUUAGAUACACAAAUUCUCAUUUUAAAAAAUUCUGAAAUAUUCUUUAAAUUAACACUUUCCAUUGAUUAUAGAAAGCAGUUUCAUAGGAGUUGAAAGUUAUCAAGUAGAUUCCCUGUACUUUAGUUUCAGUGAAAUGAUGAGAAGGUUUGUAUUGUAUUUUAUGUUACAUUACCAUGUCUCCCACUAUUUCUGGAUUUCCCCUGCUGCUGUCUAUGAAAAACUGUUGCCAUUUGGUGAAUUUUGAUAUAACUAGUCAAAUGGAAAUAACAUGCAACAAAAAGAAAUCAGAACUGUGUUUAUGAGAUUAAUGCCUUCAGAUAUCUAGAUCAUAAAUUAAAACCUUCUGGCAAAUAGAGAUAAGACUAAUGUUGGAAAAUGACUGAAGAAUCCGAAUGUGGAAAUUGCCAAGUCUGUAGGGAAAUGUCACACCAUAUAUUAGACAUUACUGAUACUUAAAUAUGUAUCUGUGCUCCAUCAACAGGUUCUUAAGUAGUUUGCACUUGGCAUAGGAUGUACAUUGUUAAAAUAUUUUUUUGUGAUUUUUAGUGAAAAUUAAUAAAUUGCUGAAGUACUAUGUAUAUCACUUGGUGCAUUGUGCAGCGGAUUUAAGAAAAUAAAUCUGCUUUUGGUUAAUUCAGAAGAAAUCUGAAGUUAGUAUUUUAUUCAGCUAAGGGUUUAAAUUCACUUUUGGAUAAAUUGCAUGAAUGAAACUUUUUAAAUGGUUUGGAAAUAGUAGUUUUAAUUUUUCUUCAAAUCCAGUCACAAGAUUGGGUUGCAGUCUAACUGUGCAUUUGAUUUUACAGUUCAGGUUUUUUAUAUUUAAAACAGAUGUCGAUACAUACAGUUCCUCCUUUUUUAGACAUCAGAUUCAUUGUGGACAUUUAUUUCUUCUACAGAAUGUGAAAAUGAAGCAGUUCAUUAAUUUUAGUCUCAGAGUUGGAGACAGACUUUUGAAAUAUUUGUAUGGGCUUAAAAUAUGUGUGAUGAGUAUAUUCUUUCUUUUGAUUUAUAACAAAAGACAGACUUUAAUGCUGGUAGUUUCUGAGUACUUCCAUGUCCCAUUGGUGCCCAUGUUUCUCAUUAAUCGACAGGGCUAUAAUGGGACAGUAAGUCACAGCUGCUGGUCAAAUGUAGGGCUUCCUUGCUCCGGCAGUCUUAGUCCUGUGGACGGCUAUGCCUGUUAGAUACUUUUUGGCUGCCAGCAUGUUCUCACCCUGUGCUCUUGCAUUGAUGAGCAGAAGAGAACUUCAGGGGAGUUGAAACCCUGCAUAGAUGCAUUACAUGCCAGCCAGAAAUUUACCUAGUAUCUCUCCGGGUUUUUUUUUUUUGUUUUGUUUUUUGUUUUUUGUUUUUUGGGUUUUUUUUUUUUUGUGUGUAUGUGUGUGUGUCUUCUCGUGCCCAGUGUAACAAGAACAACAAAAGUACCUGCUGGAAUGUAUUGCACGUGUCCCAAAGGCUGCAGAAAGUUGUAGAGUAAAUUCGGAAAAGUGCAUGGUUGGAAGUAAUGAUCUCCAUCACGUGGGGAAUUUUGUAAUGGAAAGAGCCGUAACUUUUAAACAGUCUGAGUUCAAACUAAGAACAAGGGGCAUAUACCUCACCUGAGGGGCCCCAAAAAGGGGGGGGAUUUUUAACAAAGCUUUUGUAAAUAUAAACUUCCUAGGACUCUGAAUCAUUGGAAAUUGUAACUACUUACUCUGUUGUGAAAAUUUACAUAUUUCCUUAUAAAAAAAGACUGACCAAGAAUUUCCAAGGAUGCUGUGAAUCUCCUUUAAGUUCCCAUGAUUAUUUAAAAAUAUUCCAGGACUUUAGGCUAAAUUCAAUAUGUCGUAAGUGUUCUUUGCAGAGAAUAGUGUUUCUGGAGUAGGCUAGGAAAUUUAAAAAUUACAUGUCAGGAAAGACCUUGCAAGUUUACUGAUGCUGCUGCUACUGCAGUUUAAACACAAGCAGGACCAUACCUCAACUGGAAACCGUAUCUUAGCAGUAAAAUAUUUUGCUGAAAUGAAAGUGAAAAAAAGUGCAACUGAAACUAAGAACAUAAUGCAUACCUACGUCACACUGAUUUUAUAGGAAGGAUGCAGAGAAGGGUAUGGAAUUGAAACUGUACAUUAAAAACAUCCUGUAAAGCUUGUAAGUUUAUGCAGAAAUUGCUGUGGGACAAAAACUCCAUUGCAAUAACCUUUAUCCUGCUAAAAUUCACAAGCUUUUAUUCUGUACUAAAACUACAUUUAGGCGAUGCAAUGCAGCAUUUUUAAUUUUUAUUAGUGUGAUGUAUUAACUACUUUGGACUCGGUAUAAAAUUGUGUACAUCUGUUUCUUUACUGGUAAGAGGAACAAUCUUCAACUUGCAUACACCUUGGACCAGGCUGAAACGUUAAUUGAAUGACCAGUUGUAUAUUAUUGUAAUUGGUUAUUUAAUGUAAACUCAUUUUCAGUGUGAUCUUGGUUGUUGCUAUGAACUGCCUGAACAUUGUAUAUCCUAAUUGAGUUAUAUUGUAUGGAUUAUUUAUUUGUAAUUGGAUAUCAUGUUUCAAAAAUAAAAUUAAUUUCACAAA
Messenger RNA from Aquila chrysaetos chrysaetos, 6593 nucleotides. It is a transcript of the gene ACSL3, whose product is annotated as acyl-CoA synthetase long chain family member 3. The transcript has 16 exons. Gene Ontology annotation, molecular function: long-chain fatty acid-CoA ligase activity. Gene Ontology annotation, cellular component: lipid droplet; plasma membrane; endoplasmic reticulum. Gene Ontology annotation, biological process: long-chain fatty acid metabolic process; neuron differentiation; long-chain fatty-acyl-CoA metabolic process. Bases 330 to 2471 code for a protein of 713 amino acids. Lineage: Eukaryota; Metazoa; Chordata; Aves; Accipitriformes; Accipitridae. The record is from RefSeq and is a predicted model, not a curated record.